CAUCGCCCUCUUCCAAGCUGUUUCGUUUUCCCUUCGCCAGUUCCUGUCAAGCGGAGCUGCGGUCACGUGAUCCGAGGGCUUACUUCUCCUUCUUCUCCGAGCUCUUUUAAAAGAUAUAAAAUCAUGCUUUUAAUUCUGCGUUGUGCUGAAUCGGCCCAUGCAUCGUGCGGGCGGCGAGGGCUCGCUUUGCGGCCAGGUAGCGACACGAGGACGCUGCUCGGCGGCUGUCACGUGAUCCGCACGCGGCUGUGCCUGCGAGGUAAAGAUGGCGACGGUCGAGUAGGAAGCGACUGAAUGAGGGAGCAGAUACCCGAAAUCCGCAGCAGUGACCGGAGACUAGAAAGCAGAGAAGUACGUGCCGUGUGAGGGCAGCGGGGGCUUGAUAUGGUCGCUAAGAAUCUCUGGACCUUGUUGGAAUAAGAAAUAAUACGACCUGCGCCGUGGGAGCAUUACAAAUUAGUGUGUUUUGUUUUGACGCUGUUACGGUGACUGAGCAUAACCCACACAAACACACACACACACACACAAACACACACACACACCAGAAGGAUUGAGUCUUUCUCCAGCACAAGAGACGUGUCUCAGCAGCAGCAUUGUUACAGACAGCCCGGGGCUGAGCGACGUUGGCUCAGUGUUUCUGCGUUGUGAAACACAAACCCUCAACAAAACACAGUUCAUAUCCCGAUGCUGGCUUUUCUAAAUGGCUGAGUGGAACUUGUUUUGAAGUAAAGACCUAUCAUUUUGAGGAUACAGUUGUCCGCUCAUGAUGAUGGAUCCAGGUCAAGACCUGUUACUUGCUGCUCUGAGCGAGAGUGGAAUCAGUCCAAAUGAUCUCUUUGAUAUUGGUCCGCUGGAUCCUGGAUUGGGGGCUCCCUUGCCAUCUGUUGGUAAUCAACAGUCAGUACCAAUUAGUGCAUUGGAACAAGACUUGGGAGCAGGACCAGCAGUAACAGUGAAGCAGGGACCAGUUCUUCCACCUACUCCAACGGUGACUGUUAGGAAGCCGCAACCCUCCACCACAACAUUUGUUUUGAAUCAGCUGAAUCAGCUCCCAUCUCUGGGAACAAUAGUUGUGACCAAGCCUUCUGGCACAACAUCCAGACAGACUGUCACGGUGACAAAAAUUGUUCACACCUCUGCGACAACGCAGCCAUCCUACACAAGUCCAGUAAUGCGCACUACACUGACCACACCUGGCAAGGACCAGAUUCAACUAAAAGACCUCCUUAGAAACAGCAGUCUCAAUGAACUGAUGAAACUUAAGCCACCUUCAAAUAUUGCUCAACCAGUAGCAACAGCUGCCACUGAUCUAAAUAAUGGUGUAAAGAAGGAAGUCUCGAACAAAGAUGUUGCACGAAUCUGGAUUAAUGAUGACAUUAAAAUGCGGAGCUUUUCGCCUACUAACAAAAUACCAGGAAUAAAAGAGGAAGAGGAACCAGAUGAGGAGGAUGAGGAGGAGCUUGGCCACGCAGAAACAUAUGCUGAAUACAUGCCAAUGAAAUUGAAAGUUGGUCUGCGUCAUCCUGACCCAGUCGUUGAGACAAGUUCAUUGUCCAGUGUUUCUCCACCUGAUGUGUGGUACAGGUUGUCUUUAUCUGAGGAGAUUAUUGAUAGAGGAUGGCUUUCGGCAUUGCAGCUUGAAGCAAUUACAUACACAGCACAGCAACAUGAAACGUUCCUUCCAAAUGGAGACAGAGCUGCCUAUUUAAUAGGUGAUGGAGCUGGCGUAGGGAAAGGGAGAACCAUUGCAGGCAUCAUCCACGAGAAUUACAUUUUGGGCAGGAAAAGGGCACUCUGGUUUAGUGUUUCCAAUGACUUGAAGUAUGAUGCUGAAAGAGAUUUGAGAGACAUUGGAGCCAAAAAUAUCCAGGUCCAUUCACUGAAUAAGUUUAAAUAUGGGAAGAUUUCUUCCAAACACAAUGGAAGUGUGAAGAAAGGUGUAAUUUUUGCCACUUACUCAUCUCUGAUUGGUGAAAGUCAGUCUGGUGGAAAAUACAAGACCAGAUUUAAACAGCUUCUUCAUUGGUGUGGUGAAGAUUUUGAUGGAGUUAUUGUGUUUGAUGAAUGCCACAAAGCUAAAAAUGUAUGUCCAAUUGGGAAUUCGAAACCUACCAAGACUGGGUUAGCUGUCUUAGAACUGCAAAAUAAACUGCCAAAAGCAAGGGUGGUGUAUGCGAGUGCUACAGGUGCCUCUGAGCCACGGAACAUGGCAUAUAUGAAUCGUCUUGGAAUUUGGGGUGAAGGAACUCCCUUCAAGGAGUUCAGCAAUUUCAUUCAAGCUGUGGAGAGAAGAGGGGUUGGUGCCAUGGAAAUUGUUGCCAUGGAUAUGAAGCUACGUGGAAUGUACAUUGCAAGACAGCUGAGCUUUUCAGGUGUGACCUUCAAGAUCGAGGAAGUUCCUCUGACCCAAGACUAUGUCAAGAUGUAUAACAAGGCUGUUCAUUUGUGGGUUGCAGCCAGAGAGAAGUUCCAGCUGGCAGCAAACCUCAUGGAUGCAGAGCAACGGAUGAAGAAGUCUAUGUGGGGGCAGUUCUGGUCGGCACACCAAAGGUUCUUCAAAUAUCUCUGUAUAGCAUCGAAAGUGAAAAGAGUUGUGCAACUUGCUCGAGAAGAAAUAAAAAACGGAAAGUGUGUAGUUAUUGGUCUUCAGUCCACUGGAGAAGCCCGCACACUAGAAGCACUGGAAGAGGGAGGAGGGGAGCUAAAUGACUUUGUUUCCACAGCGAAGGGAGUGCUACAGUCCCUGGUAGAGAAACAUUUCCCAGCACCCGACAGACAAAAGCUGUUUAGCUUAUUGGGAAUUGAUUUAUCAGCUCAGAAAACUCCAUCUCCCAAUGACUGUUCCUCUACAGACAAUAAGGGAAAGAAACGGAAAGGCCAAGACACAAAAAAGGAAGCAAAGAAGCCUCGCAAGUCUGGAGGACUUGGGGGCAGCAGUUCUGAUGAAAGUGACAGCGACUCUGCUUCUGCAAAGGAAGCUGAAAGUGACAAUGACAGUUUCAAGUCUGUCAGCUCUGGUGAGGAUGAUGAAGAUGACUUCAAUCCUUUCAGAGAUGAAUCCAGUGAGGACGAUGAAGAUGAUCCUUGGCUAAUAAGAAAAGAUCACAAGAAAACUAAAGACAAGAAGAAUAAAAAGAAAAAGAAAAAUAUAGAUCCAGAUUCUAUCCACAGUGCCUUAUUAGCAUCUGGUCUUGGCUCAAAACGACCUGCUUUUUCAACUCCUGUUGUUAACACUACGAGCAGUGCACCUUCCAUUGCAAAAAAAGACAGUGAAAGUAGCAGCUGUGUAACUAGCCAGGAUGCUGUUGAAAGUGCCCAGCAGAUGAAACGAGAGCUGCUAGACAAACUGGAGAAGCUUGCUGAAGAUCUGCCUCCCAACACACUCGAUGAACUUAUUGAUGAACUUGGAGGUCCAGAUAAUGUGGCAGAGAUGACUGGGCGUAAGGGCAGAGUUGUGAGUAAUGAUGACGGAAGCAUAUCCUAUGAAUCAAGAUCAGAGCUUGAUGUUCCGGUAGAAAUCCUGAAUAUCACAGAGAAACAGAGGUUCAUGGAUGGAGAGAAGAACAUUGCCAUAAUAUCAGAAGCUGCAAGUUCUGGUAUCUCCUUGCAAGCAGACCGGAGAGUUAAAAACCAAAGGAGACGAGUGCACAUGACUUUGGAGUUGCCCUGGAGUGCUGAUAGAGCCAUUCAGCAGUUUGGACGAACACACAGAUCAAACCAGGUGACUGCUCCAGAGUACGUGUUCCUCAUAUCCGAGCUCGCUGGAGAACAGAGAUUUGCAUCAAUUGUGGCCAAAAGGCUUGAGAGUUUGGGAGCCCUUACACAUGGUGAUAGGAGAGCCACCGAAUCCAGAGACCUAAGCAGAUUCAAUUUUGACAAUAAGUAUGGUAGAAGUGCUCUGGAAAUUGUGAUGAAGUCCAUUGUAAACUUGGAUUUCCCAAUAGUGUCACCCCCUGCUAACUUUGAUGGAGAUUUCUUUAAAGAAAUUCGUCAUGGGUUGAUUGGUGUUGGAUUAAUAAAUGUGGAAGAUCGUUCAGGAAUCCUCAUGUUGGAUAAAGAUUAUAACAACAUUGGCAAGUUCUUGAAUCGAAUUCUUGGAAUGGAGGUCCAACAACAGAAUGCACUCUUUCAGUAUUUCUCUGACACAUUAAGUGCUGUAAUUCAGAAUGCCAAAAAGAAUGGUCGAUAUGAUAUGGGUAUAUUGGAUCUUGGCUCUGGGGAUGAGAAGGUGAGGAAAGUAGAAUCCAAGAAGUUUCUUACUCCAGGAUAUUCUACCUCAGGACAUGUGGAAUUGUAUACAGUAAGUGUCGAGAGAGGUAUGUCUUGGGAGGAGUCCACCAGAGUUUGGGCUGAGCAAUCGGGACCAGAUGAUGGAUUUUAUAUACAGAUAAGGAACAACAAAAAGACUGCAAUCCUUGUUAAGGAAGUUAAUGCCAAAAAGAGGUUGUUUCUGGUGUAUAGACCAAACACAGGAAAACAGCUCAAACUGGAGGUCUAUGCAGACAUUAAGAAGAAAUGCAAGAAGGUACUUUCUGAAGAUGCCAAGCAACAUUGGAUAGAUCAGUACAAUUCAUCAGCAGACACAUGUUCCCAUGCCUAUUGGCGAGGCAAUUGCAAAAAGGCAUCCGUAGGACUGCAAUGUGAAAUUGGUCUACGCUGCCGAACGUACUUUGUGCUUUGUGGUUCGGUACUGAGUGUCUGGACUAAAGUUGAGGGUGUUCUAGCCUCAGUGAGUGGAACUAAUGUGAAAAUGCAGAUUGUUCGGUUAAGAACAGAAGAUGGACAGAGGAUUGUGGGUUUGAUCAUUCCUGCAAAUUGCGUGGCUCCGUUAACGAACAUCCUUUCCUCCUCGGAUCAGUCUCAGCAGCUAGCAGUGCAGCAGCAGCAGAUGUGGCAACAGCUUCAUCCACAGAGCAUUAACCACUUCAGCAACACAUAGCAGCUGCUGCAGGCUCACAUAAGUGGACACAAUACAAACUUGAAUUUAGCAGCAUGCUCUAUGAGCACAACAGUGUGGUUGUCAUUUGGAAAAUGUCAGGGUUCUUGUCCAAAGAAUAUUGUAGAAAUUUGAAGUUCCCUGGAAUACAUUUUCCACUUCAGUGAAGAACUGAAGAAGCCUGUCCAGAAGAGAAGAAAUCUGUGUACAAGGAAAAGAUCUUUCUACCCCUCUAUUCCUUCUCUUCAUAUAAUGUGCUUUUUUUUUUACUGGCUUCUGCUCAUAAACUACAGGUUCUGUAUUUUAUGCAAGUGAAGUGAGUGGACUUACCUGGUUCCUUUAUAUGACCUGCUAUUAUUACAGUGCUCAGGGGUUAUUGUUUAAAAAAAAAAAAAAAAAGCACUUUGUUUGAUUCUGUGACCUUGCUGGGAAUAUGUCUUGCAAUGCAUGUUUUAACUACCCCCCCCCCCCCCCCGUAAUGUGCUGGUGCAAAUAUUUUUUUCCAAAGCAUGAAGUCACAAAUUGUGCAUUCAUUCCCAGUUUUUUCAGUAAGCAUGUCUUAUGAACAUGCGCUUGUAGAAGGUAACAGAAGCUGAAACUGCGCUUCAGAUGGUGUGUGUGUAUAGAACAGGGUUUAAGUUUGCAAAUUGUUACGCUUAAGUAGUACUUAACACUUUUGAACAUUUAAGUUCAACAUGGAUUGAGGAUCAUAAAUAACUUCCAGUAUGGAUGUUCAAGCAUCCUUUUUUUGUUUUUAAUAUUUUUUAUUUUUUGUACAAAGGUUUACUUUUUGUUUUUGUAUUUUUUUUUUUAAUACAAAGUGUCUGAAGACUGGAAUGUUGUCAUUACGCGAGGCCACUACACAAUCACCUGCUCUUCCCUUAAGUUUUUGCUUAAUUAGUGCGUUAGAUAUUUAAAUAUUUGGUGCUCCUUUGAACUGCAUUCUGUACAGGACAUACCCCUUGAUCGUGGGACACACUUGAGAGUAUUGUGCUGUGUAAAAGCUUUUCAUUUAACAAUUCCUGCUAAAUAGGUCACAGUAAAGGAGCACAGUUUCUUAAGAUGGUAUGAAUACUGUACAAAUGUGUAAAAAUACGUAUCUUAAAUAUGACAUUGUUUUGCUUAAGUAACAGUGAUGUUUAUACAGUAUAUAAAAACAAAGUGAAGGACAAUGUUUGUCAUUUCAUGCUUGCACGAGUGCACUACUGAAACAGAUUCAUUGUAUAUAAUAAAAUGUAAAACGUGUU
Messenger RNA from Polyodon spathula (Mississippi paddlefish), 6183 nucleotides. RefSeq names its product protein strawberry notch homolog 1-like. The transcript has 32 exons. Gene Ontology annotation, biological process: regulation of DNA-templated transcription. Gene Ontology annotation, molecular function: chromatin DNA binding; histone binding. The coding region runs from base 764 to 4939 and encodes 1391 amino acids. Lineage: Eukaryota; Metazoa; Chordata; Actinopteri; Acipenseriformes; Polyodontidae. Gene Ontology annotation, cellular component: nucleus. The record is from RefSeq and is a predicted model, not a curated record.